Neurospora tetrasperma FGSC 2508 is the source of this 199-nucleotide messenger RNA. RefSeq lists its product as uncharacterized. Lineage: Eukaryota; Fungi; Ascomycota; Sordariomycetes; Sordariales; Sordariaceae. The transcript is spliced from 2 exons. The record is from RefSeq and is a predicted model, not a curated record. The annotation marks the transcript as partial.
AACUCCUCGCUCAAACUGGUUGAUCGUCCUGUCCUCGACGUUCCUUUUUUCUCAACACUACAGAACACUUCCUUCUGUCCUUCAGCCCAAGCCCAGUCGGGAAGGAGCUGUCACAGGCGAUCACCUCUCGGAACCAGCCGCGAUGGCACCGGACGCACCGAACUGUUCAACUGUUGGCUACUUCUACAUGACCCGCUAG